CAUUAGUGUGAUGGUCAGUGGAAAAAAAACGUCCCUUACAUGGGGGGGUCGGGGGGAAGAAUGCGGGAAGAACCCCCUACAUUGGGGGGUCGGCGGGGUCCCCUACAUUGGGGGGUCGGCGGGAAGAAUGCCCCCUACAUUGGGGGGUCGGCGGGAAGCAUCGGGCCCUUACAUCGGGGGUCGGCGGGAAGAACGCCCCUUACAUCGGGGGUCAGCGGGAAGAAUGCCCCUUACAUCGGGGGUCAGCGGGAAGAACGCCCCUUACAUUGGGGGUCAGCGGGAAGAAUGCCCCUUACAUUGGUGGUCAGUGGGAAGAAUGCCCCUUACAUUGGGGGUCAGCGGGAAGAAUGCCCCUUACAUUGGGGUCAGCAGCGGGAAGAAUGCCCCUUACAUUGGUGGUCAGUGGGAAGACUGCUACUUACACUCGUGGUCAAAAAGGGAAGAAUUAACCCCUUACAGAUAGUUAAAAACAUCAAUGGUGUCAGUGGGAA
This is a messenger RNA of Staurois parvus, 491 nucleotides long. NCBI's taxonomy places the organism in Eukaryota, Metazoa, Chordata, Amphibia, Anura, Ranidae. The record is from the annotation of a GenBank genome assembly.